GAGGCGAAGUCCGCGCUCCGGGGGCUCGAAGGGCGGCUGCGGGAGGUGCGGGGCAACCAGGAGCAGAAGGCGCAGGCCCUGAGCUUGGACGAGACCUGCUACGAGAGCACCCUGAAGAGCUGGCGCAAGGCGGCAGGCUCCACACCGGAGGAGCACCGCACGGCCAUCCGCAGGCUUCCCGCGGCCGCCGUGGGCGGCUCGCCAGCCAAGUCGGACGAGCUCAGCGCCACCUACAAGAACGAGGUCAACCGCCAGCGCGAGACGGAGCGCCUGGACCGCGCCAGCGCCGCGCAGGAGCAGGCCGCGAAGGCGCUGCGGGAGCAGAGCGCCAAGCUCGUCCUGAGCGCGGCCGCCGCCGCCCAGGACCACCGGGCCAAGGUGGACAGCGCGCUGCAGGAGGGCAUGCGGCAAAACCAGCAGGUGCGCAAGCGCUUGGAGUUCGAGAUCAAGGAGACGCAGGUCAAGAUCCAACGGACCCAGGCCACCAUGGCCCAGACGAGGGACCGCCUGGAGUCCCUGCGGGAGCCGAUGCAGAACACGUCCAGCUGCGUGGGCUGGCGCUCGCAGCGUGCGCAGACGGAGCACAUCCAGGACCCCGUGUCCACGAAGCUCGCGGAGCACCAGUCGACGCUGCAGCGGAGCCACGAGUCUCUCACCCGCAGCGCGGCCGAGGAGCAGCGGGUGCUGAGGGAGUUGCAGCACCACGAGGCGCAGCUCUCCGAGGACCUGCGGGACAAGACCGCGGCCCUGCAGAUCGCCAUGCUCUGCCUGGCGGCCUCGAUGGCGCCCGGCGGCAAGGCCGCGCCGAGCACCGCGACCUCUGCGCGGUCCACGCAGCGGAGCGCCAGGGCGAUGUCGGUGGACCAGGGGCCCCUCGGCAGCGCGGGGGGCGCCGCGCUGAUGAGUGCGCGGUUCUGACGGGGCGGGCGGUGGUGGAGGGGGGGGCCUUCCUGCGCCGGUGGGAGUCGGCCUCUCGGGCACCCGGCGCAUUUUUCCGCUCGCGUCGGCGUUGGGGGCUUG
Messenger RNA from Prorocentrum cordatum, 1020 nucleotides. Lineage: Eukaryota; Dinophyceae; Prorocentrales; Prorocentraceae. The record is from the annotation of a GenBank genome assembly.